Messenger RNA from Dinoponera quadriceps, 3838 nucleotides. Its product is annotated as netrin receptor UNC5B-like. The transcript is spliced from 13 exons. The coding region runs from base 636 to 3653 and encodes 1005 amino acids. The record is from RefSeq and is a predicted model, not a curated record. NCBI's taxonomy places the organism in Eukaryota, Metazoa, Arthropoda, Insecta, Hymenoptera, Formicidae. Gene Ontology annotation, molecular function: protein binding; netrin receptor activity. Gene Ontology annotation, biological process: motor neuron axon guidance; netrin-activated signaling pathway. Gene Ontology annotation, cellular component: membrane.
CCGCGUGCCGACCGGCGAGCAUCGCGUAGCCAUCCUCCCUCGGCGAAUUCCUCGCUUUCCCUCGUUCUCGCGCGAAGGGCUCUCGACGGCCACGGUCACGUGUCUCACCCUGCCGGUUUCGUACGGUCGAACGCAAGUGCAGCCGUGCAAGUGCGGACACCCUCGCUCGGAUGCAGUCUCCGGCGUGAGUCUCCGAGUAAUUAUCGGCGACGCUUCUCUUUCUUCCAUCUUCCUCCUCCUCCUCUUCGUCAUUCUCCGCUUGAGAAGAUAGAUCGUUUCUUCUGCGACCCAGGAAGCGCGACGCACCGCUCGAAUAUGGGAGUCGAUCUUCGUCGGGUGCGCCGUAAGGAUCUCGCACACGGUGAAUCUUCGAUCGGGAUUGUUUCUUGCGAUCCUCGGCGGUCCGGCGCGAGCUUGAUACGUCCGGACGCGCGAUCCGAUGACGAUGCUCACUGAGGGCGCAUAUCGUGCUGAGUACGAAGGGCGAAACUGCUCCUUGGUUCAGCUGCCGAUGAUUAUGAGAGCCGGGAUAAUCGCGCGACGUCAGUCGGCGUGCGGAGCAUGAAGUUCGUCGUUCCCUUCGAGUAGCGUCGGAUGAGACCAUCGGCUUGGGCGCAGUGAGAUGUGAGUUCGCGAUGGAGCUGCGGAUCAGUAUACUACUUUUGACGCUCCUACGCCUCGCCAGCACGCUGGAAAGUACGAAGGAAGAGGAUGACGCCGAGGAGGACGACGAGGAGAGUUAUCCUGUGGAGGACUACGAUUACGGCGACUAUGAGACAGCGACCAUAACCAGCGAUACCGAUCUUAUCGCCGGUCGUUCUCUGCCGAUUUUCUUGGCGGAGCCCGUCGACACGUUCGUCGUCAAAGGGAAACCGGCGACGCUGCAUUGCCGUGCCGCACACGCUCUUCAGGUGUAUUUUCGCUGCAAUGGCGAGCGAGCCGAGCGCUCGCAGCAGCAGGAUUUUGUCGACCCUCGUACCGGGACGAGGGUCGUCGAGGUCGAGUUGAACGUGACAAGGAACGAGGUCGAGGAGUACUUCGGGAGGGAGAGAUUCAAGUGCGAGUGCGUGGCUUGGUCGGGACCAGGUCAAAUUCGAGGGCAGCCCGCUACGGUUGAGGUCGCCUAUCUGAAGAAGCACUUCCUGUCGCCGCCGUACUCGCUGUCGGUGGAGGUCGGCCGCAACGCCGAGCUGCGAUGCUCGCCGCCGUUGGGCGUACCCACGCCCAAAGUGUAUUGGCUGAGGAAUGGCUCGCCCUUCGAGACGACGACCGCUUCCGGCGCCGCUUCUGAGGCGAACCCCAACGACGUGUCCGCGACCAGCUUUGUGCAAUCCGCUGACGGGCAUCUGCUGCUGGGCGAGGCCGAAUUGAGACAUCAGGGGAACUACUCCUGCGUCGCCGAGAACUUGGCCGCGAGGAGGGUUAGCGAGCCGGCGGUCCUCACGGUGUACGUGAACGGCGGGUGGUCGUCCUGGUCCGGCUGGUCGGAGUGUAGCGCUCGCUGCGGUAGAGGCGUACAAAAGAGGACAAGAACGUGUACAAAUCCCGUUCCAAUCAACGGCGGUCAAACGUGCCCAGGACCAGCCACACAAAGGGUAGAAUGCAAUCCUUCCUGUCCCGCGGUUGACGGCAGAUGGUCAACCUGGUCCUCGUGGUCCGCAUGCGGUCCCGAUUGUUCGAGAGUAAGAAGGAGAUCCUGCAACGAACCCCCGCCUAGCAACGGCGGUCGUCCCUGUCAAGGCAAGGACGUCAUCGUCGAGUCCUGCUCCACGGAUCGAUGUAAUGCGCUCGGACAGGACGGGCCGAGGGUGUUCAAGGAAGCGACUCGGGCGGUCGAUCAGAGGAACAUUCUCGCGUUGUGGAUCACUUUGAGUUUAGCUGCGGUUAUCUUGGCGUUGACCACUAUUUUCUUCGUUCGCUUCAUGCGCCGGAAGGAGCGGAUGGAGGCAUUGUACGGCGUCGCGAGGCUGGACUUUCGCCGUCCAGGCGAUCUCGCCAAGUCCGUCGUCUCCAAGAACGAGCGCGCCGUCUUGGCUAAUGACCGGCGUCUGGAGCACGUGAUCGACGAGUCGAACGCCGCCCGGUUACCCAGAUCCUGCUCGGAGCAUCAUUACGACGUGCCACAAUUGUCAUUACCGUCGACAACGAGACCGUCCCCGAGUUCCUCCGUAACCAGGUCCUCCUGCAAGAAUUCGCAACGAGGACGCGGCAUGUCGGAUAAUGAGGAGGGCCGAUCUUCCCGCUCGACGUGUCAAGCGAAUCCGGAAAGCACCAACGAGGAUGACGACGAGCAGGAGGACGACGAUAGGCUGGAGGAGGACGAGCGAUUAGCGGCGGAGGACGAGCGCGCCGGCGGUGGCUUCAUCGUGCGCGCCUUGAUCGACGAACAGGGCGCGCUUCUGGUCGUGCCGGAGGUGGGCGUCUCGAUGUCCGUGCCGGAAGGCGCGAUCUCGCGCGGUCGCCGGCACAGCCUGCACCUCGCGGUGCUCGGGGACAAUUCGUUCAGGCCGAGCCUUCCGCCCGGACUCACUCUGCUGUCCGCCGUGGUGGCGUGCGGCCCACCAGGCGUCGACCUCGUCAAGCCGGUGAUCCUCCAGUUCGAGCACUGCGCCGAGCUGAGGACCGGCAACUGGGAAUUGAGCCUGUGGUCCGCGGAGAUAGACCUGGAGACGCGCUCGACCAUCUCCGCGAGCUCGUCCACCAGCUCGAGCGGCUCGCCCACCGCGACGGCGUGGCGCAAAGUGCUGAUGUUGGGCGGCGACCCGACGAACCUGCCGGGGCAACCGUUCGCGCAACUCGACCACGCUGGUGUGUUCCUCGUCACGGAGACGCCGAGCGUGUACGCGGUGGCCGGCGAGAAUUCCGUGGUCGCGCCGGGCUUGGCCGUGAAACGCCUUUGCAUGGCGGUUUUCGUGUCGCGCGAGCGCGACCACAUCAGGUGCCACGUGCUCGAGGACACCAAGGCGUCGUUCAAGCUCGUCAGCGAGCAAGAACGUCGUCUAGGUAGCGCCUAUAUCGAUCACGGUACUCUCGGAUUUCGCGCCAGCGGUACCUCGCUUCGUGUCGAUCUCGAGGAUCGGGAGAGCGGCUUUGCGGAACGGCAAGAGGUACCAUACCGGCGCAUUUGGUCUUCUUCGAGGACCAGCAUCCGGCGAUCUUUCAGGAUAGAAAAGACGGUCGGCGAUCUCAGACUUGGCUUCGAGCUUCGCGCAUGCCAGCGCGGCUUCGAAGAUCAGGGCCUGAUGUUGAGGAUCGAUCUCGAUCUCGUGAAGAGGAACAACAUGAGCGGAAAGAGGAACGGUAAAGCGGAAUCGUCCGUUGUCCUGCGCGGGAAAACCUCGACGAGGUCUACGGAAUCUGUCAUACCGAGACCCUUCAGAUUUUCUAAGACACUGAGAAAGCAAUUAUGCCAAUGUCUGGACCCGCCGAGCGCGCGCGGCAACGACUGGCGGAUGUUGGCGCAAAGACUGCAAGUUGACCGAUACGUCGACUACUUCGCGACGAAGGCGAGCCCGACCGAGCAUAUUCUGGACUUGUGGGAGGCCAGACACCGCGAGGCUACGGCUCUGGCGGAUUUACUGAACCAUUUAAGACUGAUGGGGCGCGUCGACGCGGCCAAUGUGCUCGAGAGUCGUCUGGGGCCAUGGAUCUAAAAGAUUACGAAGGAGAAAAGGAACUCACACUGCCACUCUGCACAAACUGCACGCCGCGGAUUUCUAACGCGACGGACAAGAGAGAUUUUUGUACAUAGGAAUAGUCAUUACAUAUACGGUAUUAGCAAAGCGGACGUAAAAGAAAAGUAUGUUGUAUAAAUAUCGGCCAUAUUUGUACAUACAAG